This is a messenger RNA of Microstroma glucosiphilum, 687 nucleotides long. RefSeq lists its product as hypothetical. The record is from RefSeq and is a predicted model, not a curated record. Bases 1 to 687 code for a protein of 228 amino acids. The transcript has a single exon. Lineage: Eukaryota; Fungi; Basidiomycota; Exobasidiomycetes; Microstromatales; Microstromataceae.
AUGACAGUCCGCCGACGACCACCGCCACCCUCACCGACAUCCCCACCACUGGUACUGCCCUCUGCCCCUCUGCAACCAGGAUCCGCCAGCGUCCCUCACGCUUAUACCCGUCAAACUUCUGAUCUUCGUUCUCAAAUGCCUCUUCGACGUACUGGCCUUACGCCACAGCAAAUCCGGGUCAAUUCACAUCAUCAAGGUGCGCAAGCUUUGGCAUCGACCAUAGCACAAGCGUCGGCAGCGGGGGAAGCACCCGUCCGUCCCAACACACCAUUCACCACUCGACGAGGACUGCCCCGUCCGCGUCUCACUUUGCCAUCCCUCCACGAGGACAUAGCAACUAGCGCCAGUGCGGCGCUGAGAGACUUCCCGCCUCUCCAGCGCUUCCCUUCAGGCACACUAUUGGGCGCUCGGGACGUUGACGCUCCGGAAGACCUUGACGGUCUUCCCCUCGACAUCGACUAUGAUAUGAGUCUCAUUGAAUUUCUUCAAGAGAGAUUGCCACCCCUGUCGCCUUCAGCUCCCCUUCGCCAAACCAACUCGCUCAACUACCAGCAAUACUUGCUCCUACAAGCCGAACUUGAGCAAGCAGUGUCGGAAUUUCUCUAUCCCACCGUAGUAGGGCGGGAAGCCCGCACAGCAGGGCUCUGCCAGUCGCAAGCACGUCUGGAGGACAAGCCUUCACGAUAG